CAAAAACCUUAGCUUAAAUACAAUGCUCCCCCUGCAAUUUCUCGUGUCUUUUAUUUUGUUGAGUUGCCUCAGCUUUGUUUCUCCCUGAGAACAUCAAACACACUUCGAGACUUCCAGUGCUUUCUCGUUAACUCAGAUUGGUGAUGGAAACUGGAGGGAAUUCUUUACCAUCUGGUUCAGACGGGACGAAAAGAAAAGUUUCCUAUUUCUAUGAUCCAGAAGUCGGCAAUUAUUAUUAUGGGCAAGGCCAUCCUAUGAAGCCCCACAGAAUCCGUAUGACGCAUGCUCUUUUGGCUCACUAUGGUUUACUGCAGAACAUGCACGUUCUGAAGCCCAUUCCAGCUAGAGACAAAGAUCUUUGCAGGUUUCAUGCUGAUGAUUAUGUGUCUUUCCUGAGGGGAAUCACUCCCGAAACACAGCAAGAUCAAGCGAGACAGCUGAAAAGGUUUAAUGUUGGCGAAGACUGCCCUGUCUUUGACGGUCUCUAUUCCUUCUGCCAAACAUAUGCUGGGGGCUCAGUUGGCGGUGCUGUUAAACUAAACCAUGGAAAUUGCGAUAUUGCUAUAAACUGGUCUGGUGGACUUCACCAUGCCAAAAAAUGUGAAGCUUCUGGGUUCUGCUAUGUGAAUGACAUAGUUCUUGCGAUCUUGGAACUUCUUAAAGUGCACGAGCGUGUUCUAUAUGUUGACAUUGAUAUUCAUCAUGGCGAUGGUGUUGAGGAGGCCUUUUAUACUACAGACAGGGUAAUGACUGUUUCAUUCCACAAAUUUGGAGAUUACUUUCCUGGUACAGGGGAUGUACGUGAUAUAGGUCAUGCUUCUGGAAAAUACUACUCUCUCAAUGUACCAUUAGAUGAUGGAAUUGAUGAUGAGAGCUACCAGUCCCUGUUUAAACCUAUUAUGGGUAAGGUGAUGGAAGUUUUCAGGCCCGGUGCUGUGAUAUUACAGUGUGGUGCAGACUCUCUAUCCGGAGACAGAUUAGGUUGCUUUAAUCUUUCGAUUAAAGGUCAUGCAGAGUGUGUGAGAUAUAUGAGAUCUUUUAAUGUGCCACUACUUCUGCUUGGUGGAGGUGGCUAUACUAUUAGAAACGUUGCCCGUUGUUGGUGCUAUGAGACUGGAGUCGCCCUUGGGAUAGAACUUGAGGAUAAAAUGCCACAGCAUGAGUAUUAUGAGUACUUUGGUCCAGACUAUACUCUUCAUGUAGCACCAAGUAACAUGGAAAAUAAGAACUCUCGCCAGAUAUUGGAUGACAUAAAAGCAAAGCUUCUUGAUAAUCUCUCAAAACUGCAGCAUGCACCUAGUGUCCCAUUUCAGGAGCGCCCACCUGAUACCGAGUUUCCAGAGGCUGACGAAGAUCAAGAUGAAGAUGGAAGGUGGGGUCGAGAGUCUGAAAUGGAUGUUGAUGAUCAGCGUAAGCCUUUCUCUGGAAGAGUGAAAAUGGAAAUAUUUGAACCUGAGCAAAAAGAGGCGGUGGAUGCCAGAGAAGGGGAACAUGCAAGAGGUAUGGAUGCAACAUUCACAGAGACUGCAUCAUUGAAGGCCUCAAAUCCAAUUUCAAUAUCGAUGGAUGGAAUGCAUAUUAAUUCAGAACAAGGAAACGCAAGCAAGCAAUCCGAUGGACCAGCUGAUAUGGAUCCCUAAUAUGGAAUAAUUCUGGGGAAUCUGCUCUGAAAAGAUUAGUGGUUUAUAACUAGACAUGUGUUAAUUAUAUAACUGUUUCUAAACCAUUUAGGACUGAAAUGACUCCGGCCUUCCAAAACAAGUUUAUGCUUACAUAUACAAUUUAACAAUUUAGCUGGUAGAAAGAGGUAAUGUAAGGUUAUGUAAUCUGUAUGCAUCACGUGGAGUGUACAAUAGAAAGACUCGACUGUGGAAAGGUAAGAGUUCUGAUUAAAUCUCUUCAAUCAAGUACUUUGUCUCAA
Molecule: messenger RNA, 1921 nt
Organism: Daucus carota subsp. sativus
Lineage: Eukaryota; Viridiplantae; Streptophyta; Magnoliopsida; Apiales; Apiaceae
Product: histone deacetylase 19
Exons: 8
Coding region: 144-1640 (498 amino acids)
Biological process (GO): regulation of transcription by RNA polymerase II
Cellular component (GO): nucleus
Molecular function (GO): histone deacetylase activity
Source: RefSeq, a predicted model, not a curated record